Molecule: messenger RNA, 1291 nt
Organism: Stegostoma tigrinum
Lineage: Eukaryota; Metazoa; Chordata; Chondrichthyes; Orectolobiformes; Stegostomatidae
Gene: ttc9b
Product: tetratricopeptide repeat domain 9B
Exons: 4
Coding region: 316-1140 (274 amino acids)
Molecular function (GO): protein binding
Source: RefSeq, a predicted model, not a curated record
GAAGUGCAAACUUGGCUUGUUGAUCUUGUCUUGCAGCAGUUUGCCAGUAACCUGGGGUGCGCUGUUGCAAAUGUGCAAACGGUUCGAGCCCUUGCUCCCUCGGUCGUGGCGACUCGGGUUGCGCUUGGGAAAGUGGGGUUUAAAAAAAGCCAACGUUUCGAAAGGGUUAAUGGGAGAGAAACGGGGGCCGCUGUAGUGAGCCGGCCCGCCCGCCGCUGCGCGCUGUGAGCUGUCCAUGGUGCUGAAGGACAGCUCCCCUUUCAGGAAUCUCGCCAGUUGCUGGGGGUUAACUCACGGGGACAAACGCCCUCAUUUAUGCACAGCAAACUGCUCCAGACCAUUAAGAGGCGACAGGUUUCGGAUCUGGUGAGAAAUGGUCUGCCUGUAGGAGAGAUGGAAGCCAAAAAUCCCCUGAAAACGCAGAGCAUCAGCCUAGGGGGCAUAUCGAAGAAGCAGCCCGGGACGGGGGCGAGGGCAGUCGGCCAGCCUUCAGAGAGCAUCCGGGACCCAGGGAAGGCAGCAGUGGAAGUCAGGAACCCGCCGGCUCAGCACAGGGACGGGGAAGCGGAAAGCACCUACAAGAUCCAGAAGGCGGUGAGCUUCAAGACCGAGGGGAACCAGUGUUACAGAGAGAAGAAAUUCCGGGAGGCGAUCGGGAAGUAUCACCGGGCUCUGCUGCAACUCAAAGGGAUCCGGAUCAGCGAGGCUGCGGCUGCAGAAGUGAAUGCAUUGAGCAAAACACACAUCAGACUCACCGAAGAACAGAAACGACUGAUCGAAAGCACCGAGAUCGAUUGUUACGAUAGUUUGGCUGCAUGUCUUCUCCAGUCUGAGCUGGUAAACUAUGAACGUGUGAAGGAAUACUGCUUAAAAAUUCUUGGGAAGCACAAGGACAAUUUCAAAGCCAUGUACAGAGCAGGAAUUGCCUUUUAUCACCUCGGAGACUGCGAGAGCGCCCUGCAGUAUCUGAAAGAAGCAAAAGAUCGGGAACCCACAGAUACCAAUGUCUUCAGAUACAUCCAACUGACGGAGAUCAAGAUGAAUCGAUCCAAUCAGAGGGAGCAAGAGGGCACCAAGGAGGAAAAUGGGCCAAAUCGCCAAAAGAUGUCAAAGGUCAAAUGGACAAUAAAAGGCGAAUGACAACCAUCGACUCAUGGUCUUCAUCACUGGAACUUUCUGUUAAGAAAAUGGGAAGGCAACCAAGAUUUGAUUGUAGAUUUGAAGGUUUAUAUUUAGAGUGUGAAAUUAUAGAGUGUUAUACUUUUAAUAAAGCAUCCGAAAGUGAUCAAAA